UUAUGACCACUUAAUCCUGACUUCUGGUCUCCCGAAGACUAAAAAUGAAUGUUGAUAGUACAUGGUUGGUGUACAUCAGCUACUCGUUAUCUGGAUUCUUUUAUUGAUAUGGCCCCAGAAAACUAACGGAAGAUCAGGGGCCCUCAUUCCCGCAUUUGGCAACAUGUCCAACCUCAGCAAGAACUUGUUACGUCUCCUCAACAGCACUGAACUUAUGAGCCGCGUCUCUUUAACAUGACUCGGUAACAAAGCUAAACGCCCUCUUAUUUGUCGAUACAGAAAAUCUGCAUUUUCCAUCCGUUGCGAUACUGCAGUCUGCCUAUGUUCCGACACCUCCGCCUGUCAAACCUGAUUUCAACUAUCGUCAUCAAUCAUGGCUCCAGCUCAUAGCUAUGGCUCGUCCGGCGGACCAAUCUCAUUUUUGAGGAGAUAUUGGAAGACAACUCAUGCGCCUGAUUAUGUCGGCUUCCUAUUUCUCUUAACAGGCUGGAUCUUGACGGUCCUCUUCGUCAACCCAUUUCACCGCAUGUUCUUCAUAAACGACCUGCAGAUCUCGUAUCCCUUUGCGGUCCAUGAGCGUGUCCCUGUCUUUAUGAACUUCGUAUACGCCCUUUUCAUACCGCUGGGAGUCUUAAUCGCUUACAACGUAAUCGCAAGGUCAUCAGCGGCCAAGCAUGAAGUCACUUACCUCUCGUUCCUUAUCUCUAUUGUACUCACAUCCUUCAUCACUGACAUCAUCAAGAAUGCUGUUGGCAGGCCUCGUCCUGAUCUGCUAGACCGCUGCAAGCCCGCAAUCGGCACAAAGGCCAACACCCUUGUAACCAUCGAUGUCUGCACGGCAGAAGAUGGCCAUAUACUGCAAGAGGGCUGGCGAUCAUUCCCUUCUGGCCACUCAUCCUUCUCAUUCGCUGGCCUUGGUUUUCUCAGCCUCUUCCUCGCCGGCCAACUCCAUGUGUUCCGUUACUCGGCUGGCGGUCGUGAUCUCAGCCGCGCGUUGGUCUGCCUACUGCCACUCAUCGGUGCAGGUCUUGUCGCUAUAUCGAGAUGCGAGGAUUAUCGCCACGACGUCUACGAUGUCUGCGUAGGCUCAGCUCUAGGCAUGAGCAUUGCGUAUUGGAGCUACAGACGGCACUUUCCCCGCCUCUCAAGUACGAAAUGCGACGAGCCUUAUCCACGACCAGGAGUUGACACUCAGCCGGGAUGGCAACGAGUCACCGAUGAUGAGGAGGCAGCAAGAGGGACAGAUGUAGGAUUCGAGAUGGAAAACUUGAGAGGUUCGCGACGCUGAUAUUGGGGACUAGGAAUAGUUUGCGUGCUUGUCCGAGAUGCUCUGGCUUAGCCUGCAUUGCAUUACUCUUUCAUCGAAGCAUCAUGUGCUCGACAACACUUUUAGACUUGGUCAAGCCAGGCGUUGGAUAAGUCUCGUUUUGUGGUCAUUUCAUGAUAUUAUUGUACAGGGGCAGAUAAGAGUGGCCCCGCAUUCCUUUCUCCCCAUCUAUCAAGAAUCUAUAGCCUUGUUGCUUACUUUUCCUCUGUCUCCUCGUUCUUCGCCAGGUCAUGCUCCUUCAACAGCGCCGUAAUCUCGUCAGCACUCCACAGGCGGUGGUAGAUCUUGCCGUCCUUGGUCUGUCCUACUGUCGCGAAUUCAACUAGAAGUGAUAUUAGCGGGAGUUCUGGUACAUAUUCAUAGACACGACAUACUCUUCUCGCUGCUCAGCUUGGUAGAAUCCAUC
This is a messenger RNA of Fusarium odoratissimum NRRL 54006, 1733 nucleotides long. RefSeq lists its product as uncharacterized. NCBI's taxonomy places the organism in Eukaryota, Fungi, Ascomycota, Sordariomycetes, Hypocreales, Nectriaceae. The coding region runs from base 374 to 1288 and encodes 304 amino acids. The transcript is spliced from 4 exons. Gene Ontology annotation, biological process: phospholipid metabolic process. The record is from RefSeq and is a predicted model, not a curated record. Gene Ontology annotation, molecular function: phosphatidate phosphatase activity.